Messenger RNA from Venustampulla echinocandica, 951 nucleotides. RefSeq lists its product as uncharacterized. Lineage: Eukaryota; Fungi; Ascomycota; Leotiomycetes; Helotiales; Pleuroascaceae. The coding region runs from base 1 to 951 and encodes 316 amino acids. The record is from RefSeq and is a predicted model, not a curated record. The transcript is spliced from 6 exons.
AUGGUUAGGAUCGCAGUGGCCGGUGGCUCAGGGCAAGUUGGCCGAGAAGUCAUCGAUGCUUUAGUGGCUACUAAAAAGCACGAGAUAACCAUUUUCACUAGGAAUAAGUCUACACUUGGCGACAAAACACCAGGAGUCACAUGGCUUGCUGUCGACUAUGACAACAAGAGGGAGCUAAUUGAUGCCCUGCAAGGAAUUCACACUGUUUUAUCCUUCACCCAACUCAUGGCGGAUCCGGGAAAUACAGCGCAGAAGAAUUUGAUAGAUGCUGCGAUUGUCGCGGGCGUGAAACGCUUUGCACCAAGCCAAUGGGGAAGUGCAUCGACAGUGGGUAUGCCUUGGUGGGCAGGAAAAGACGAGGUCAAUGAAUACCUGAAGAAGGUGAAUGAGGGUGGAAAAGUCCUCGAGUAUACUCUGUUCCAACCAGGCUUAUUCCUGGAAUAUCUGGCUACUCCGCAUAAAACGGCCAAACAUCUGGAGCCGCUGAACACGAUGAUUGACUUCCAAAAUCGACGUGCAAUAGUUGUUGAUGGUCAUGACGCUAUCAUGACCUAUACCACAAUCGGAGAUCUUGCCGCAGUCGUCGCCAGAGCAGUCGACCUCGAUGGGGAGUGGCCAGUGAUCGGUGGUAUUAGCGGUAACAGGGUGCCAAUCUCAAAGGUUCUCGAAAUUGGCGAGGAAGUUCGAGGUGGUAGUUUCGCCAUUGACAAGGUCAAACUCGAAGAUCUUGAAAACGGAAUUCUCACGGCAUCGUGGACGUUGGAAGCGAGGCACCCAAGCGUUACUAGAGAACAGGCCGAAAAGAUGCUAAAGACUGUUCUUAUUGGCACUCUUAUAAGCAGUGUAAAGGGUGCUUGGGAUGUAUCGGACGAAUUUAACCAGCUGCUGCCAGAUUUCAAGUUCACUCAGAUAGAGGACUUCCUUGCCACGGUCUGGAAAGGCAAGCCAUAG